Saccostrea echinata is the source of this 2969-nucleotide messenger RNA. RefSeq names its product eukaryotic translation initiation factor 5B-like. Lineage: Eukaryota; Metazoa; Mollusca; Bivalvia; Ostreida; Ostreidae. The record is from RefSeq and is a predicted model, not a curated record. The transcript has 9 exons. The coding region runs from base 65 to 2740 and encodes 891 amino acids.
GGAAAAUGUGUUGGAAAUCAUUGAGUUUUGAGGUGAAUUUACUGUUGGGAAAGACAUUUUAGCAAUGCAGGUGGAACAUUCAUCUCAAAGUCUAUAUCACAACCGAUCGUUAUCCAAUACACCUGUGCGUACCUUUAUAAAUACCCCGACAAAAUCAAGACAUGUUCGAUUCUACGAUGUCGGAACCAAAAGUACCCGUUCCAGUGCGACGUCUGUCAGACGAUAUCUAGACUACAGUCACAAGAGUUCUCUUCCAAGAACUAAUGGCUAUGUGUCACCUGGCAAAUCUUCCACGCGCAGUGUUUCCCAAAAUUCGGAUAAAAACGGAGAGAUGCGCCAUUUUGAAUCUUCCACUAGUGACAAUUACGUGAAACGUUCCUCUACGAAUAAAUCUGAGGCCAAUACUCCUCGGUACAAAUUUCACUCUGGGGGCCACACCCCAGACAGUUCUCUCUUACUUGGUUCUAAGAAAGACGUAUCUAAACCGAAGACUCGUAAUGAUAAUUUCAGCUUUGCUGCAAAAUCAAGUAUUGACGCCGAUGAAGUGGACGAUACGGACAGUUUUUCCAAAAGAUCUGUUUCGGUCAAAGACAAUUCAAAAACGCCUACGAAGCAUACCUAUGGAAAGUCUGAAUUUACAACAAUUUUACAGCAAGACCAGAAAGAAGACCGGUCCCUUCGCACAAGUCCAAAGAAUAAGCAGGAAGAUCGAGUUAUAUAUCAGAAAAAGGAAGAAGCAAAUAAAAGGAUUGCUGAAAUCGUAGCACCAGAAAGUCCCAAAAAAGCAGACACAGUAAAACUACCUCCAACCAAACAAAAUGGUCAUCUUGUACAUGCGAACGAACCCGGGCAGACGUCAAAGGGCAAGAAGGCAGAAGACCGUGAUGGGAGACAGUUAGCAGACCCCAAAAAGAAAAAGAAAACUGAAGAAGAGUCUAACAGACAGGCAAAAUCAGCCCCGUCCAAAAGAAAAGAUGACGUCAAAGACCCUCCAAUUUCCCCCCAAGUUGAUAAUUAUACUCACAGAACUGAGUCCGACUCCCCUACUAAUGGAAAGAAGAAAGCAACAAAGGACCAAAACGAAAAAAACCGGAAAACACCAGCACCAGAAGCGAAAGAAAAUAAGGCAAAGAAUGGAGCAGUUCCAAACUACGCAAGAGGAAAUGAAAACGACAGAAGAGAAAAUGAAAAUCCGAAUAGAGCAUCUAAAGGACCAUCGGAGAAAAAUAGGAACAGCCAACAAACUAAUAAAACAAGAUCUGAAGAUGAAAGACACAAGGAGUCCCCCACAAACAGCAGUCCCAAUCACGACAAAAGUAGACCAGUCACAAAGGGUACCAGACAGGACCGAAAUCAUGUGUCAAAUUUAGACGAUCAAUAUUUUUCGCCCGAGCCAAAUUCUGAGGAAGCUUUGUUGAGGGAAGAAAAACGAGAACAACAGAUAAUGAAACUGAGACUUCCGAAAAAGAAUAGAUACGGUCCUGUCAGAGCUAAAGGGCUUCAGACACCUAGAACUCCGAGAACCCCUCGUAGCCGAACCCCUCGGUCACGAACGCCAAGAAAUCGAUACUACCGGAAACCGGGAUAUUCGCAUUCGGACACCGGAGAUUACCGAAGUCCUAGGAGGAAAAGUAUUCUUAAUAAUAAAGAAGCUGUUAUUUUAGAAAGGUCUCGGCCCAAUUCGUAUAAAUGGGAAAAUAAGCCUAUCUACAGACAUGAAACAAAGGAUUGGGAGGAUCAACGUGACGAAUUGACGUGGAGACCGUCUGUGAACAGUCCAACCGAUUGGUUGAGAGUGUAUGUUGGCGACAUUCAAAUUCGCGAAAAAAGUGCUAAGUCUAGGAAAAACAGUCCCGAAUCCACGGAACGGACUGUACGUCCUGGGGCUCCACAAAGAAAUUCUAACGAGUAUAUUUUAACAAAGAGACAAGUGCCCGUUUACAAGAAUAUGCAGUCUGUUUAUAACAAUAAAUUAAAAAGAGAUAAAGAGACGCGAGAGAAAAGAUUUUUCCAGAAAUUGCAAGAAUGUCAGUCACUGAAAGCAAGAAUGCAGAUUUCGGACCUCGUCGACCGCCAGCGGAAACGCGAAAUCACGAAACAACGACAACAAGAACAGUUAAAGGAACUUCGACAACGCUUCGAGGACGCUGCUUGGGUGAGAUUUAAUACUCAAUAUGUGACGUCACGUAUUCUUGAGCACGAAAAAAUGAAUCGCUAUGCUUACGGACUUCCAGAGGAAGUUGAUGGAGCUCCGGAGUUUGAAUCCAAAUUAAAGAGAAAACCACCUAAAAUCAAAGUGGAUUUUGGAAAACUGGAUAAAGCAAACAAGAAAAAGUACAGUUCAAUGUUCAGUAUUUAUAAGGGGCCUGAAUGGGAUCCAAUUUCCAAAACUCCGCCGAUGGAAGGAAUUGACACAGUGGAUAUAGACUACGAGACAGAUGGAGAACUUGACGACCACGAAGGAGUGGAGAAUGGCGGUGGACACAAGAAGGUAAAAACAAGAAGAGUCAAGGACGUUAUUCGUGAGGCAGAAAAAGAGAUGGCGGAUUUAAAAGCCAAAGACUCUAAAACUGGAGUCACUCCUAGACUUUCAGAAACAGAGACCAACAACAAAACCUCAGGUGAUAUAGAUUUGGACAGCGAUGACGACGACGAUGAUAUGUCAGAUAUUUUCGAAAGAGCGAGAAAGAAAUACAAUCUAGAAGUAGAUGACGAAACCAUGUCUAGAAGCCGGAGGUGAAAACAGAAUCACGUGACAUCGUUGUUUUCAUUGAUCCAAAAGUGCCUCUCCAGACGUCUUUUGGUCCUCUGAUUUCGUUUUCGAAAAGUUCGUCUUUUCAGACUUUUUAGUGUUAUAGAUAAGAUUUUACAUGAAUGUACAUUUGCGCACUGCCCAUUGAUUUAUAUUUAUUGUCUGAAUAAUUGUUACCGGAAGUGGUGUCCAUCAUCCUUGAGCACAGCUACUUUUU